AUGAAGCAAUACCCAUACACGCAGAGAGUAUCUAUAUCUAAACAGCUCAUAGCAACCAAACACAUAAUGAAGAAAAGAGAAGGGAAGAAGAAGAAGUCACCGCUUCUUCUUUCCAACAACCUUAGUGAACCCAUCCUCAUCCACCUCAGGUUCAACCUUCUCCUUCGGAGCCCUAACCAAAGCAGGAGCCUCCUCCAUAUCAACGUCCUCCUCAUCCUCCUCAUCAUCCUCAUCGGAAUCCUGGUCCUCAUCCUCACCCCUUUUGAAAGCCGCCGCAACAUUACUAGCCUUCUGCUGACUCUUCGUCUGGUAGUUCUCCCACAUCUGCUUGAUAGGACCGAAAUCGCCCUUCGCCACCAACCCCCUCACCUCCAUAAUCUCCGCCGCAACAGGCACCGCACUCUCAUCGUCAAUCACCACAUCAAACUCAUCAUUCAUAACCUGGAUCAACACAUCCUCAAGAUCCUCUGCAUCCGUCUCGGGUCGAUCAUUCAGCAUAUCGGAGAUCGCACCGCAGAGCCAAUCGCGCUUAUCAGAUGA
Molecule: messenger RNA, 540 nt
Organism: Aspergillus oryzae RIB40
Lineage: Eukaryota; Fungi; Ascomycota; Eurotiomycetes; Eurotiales; Aspergillaceae
Exons: 1
Coding region: 1-540 (179 amino acids)
Source: RefSeq, a predicted model, not a curated record